CGCCCCGGCCCCCGCCGCCGCCGCCGCCGCCCGAGGAGAACGGGAGGGCGGGCGAGAGAGCCGGGGAGCUGCGGAGCCCGCCUGCCCGCCGGCGGCUCGCCCCGCGGGGAGGGAGGCCACAGCCCGAGGUCUGCUCCAAGAAAAAACAUGGCUGCAAAGGAAAAACUAGAGGCAGUGUUAAAUGUGGCCCUGAGGGUGCCAAGCAUCAUGCUGUUGGAUGUCCUGUACAGAUGGGAUGUCAGCUCUUUCUUCCAGCAGAUCCAAAGAAGUAGCCUCAGUAACAACCCUCUUUUCCAGUAUAAGUAUUUGGCUCUUAAUAUGCAUUAUGUAGGUUAUAUAUUAAGUGUUGUGUUACUAACUUUGCCCAGGCAGCAUCUGGUUCAACUUUACCUGUAUUUUUUGACUGCCCUGCUCCUCUAUGCUGGACAUCAAAUCUCUAGGGACUAUGUCAGGAGUGAACUAGAGUCUGCCUAUGAAGGACCAAUGUACUUAGAACCUCUCUCCAUGAAUCGGUUUACCACAGCCUUAAUAGGUCAGUUGGUGGUGUGUACUUUAUGCUCCUGUGUCAUGAAAACGAAGCAGAUUUGGCUCUUUUCAGCUCACAUGCUUCCCCUGCUAGCACGACUCUGCCUUGUCCCUCUGGAGACAAUUGUUAUCAUCAACAAGUUUGCUAUGAUUUUUACUGGAUUGGAAGUUCUCUAUUUUCUUGGGUCUAAUCUUUUAGUACCUUAUAACCUUGCUAAGUCUGCAUACAGAGAAUUGGUUCAGGUAGUAGAGGUAUAUGGCCUUCUAGCCUUGGGAAUGUCUCUGUGGAAUCAGCUCGUAGUCCCUGUGCUUUUCAUGGUUUUCUGGCUCGUCUUAUUUGCUCUUCAGAUUUACUCCUAUUUCAGUACUCGAGAUCAGCCUGCAUCACGUGAGAGGCUUCUUUUCCUUUUCCUGACAAGUAUUGCUGAAUGCUGCAGCACUCCUUACUCACUCUUGGGUUUGGUCUUCACGGUUUCCUUUGUUGCCUUGGGUGUUUUGACACUCUGCAAAUUUUACUUGCAAGGUUAUCGCGCUUUCAUGAAUGAUCCUGCCAUGAAUCGGGGCAUGACAGAAGGAGUUACGCUGUUAAUCCUGGCAGUGCAGACUGGUCUGAUAGAACUACAGGUUGUUCACCGGGCAUUCCUGCUUAGUAUUAUCCUUUUCAUUGUUGUAGCUUCUAUUCUACAGUCUAUGUUAGAGAUUGCAGAUCCUAUUGUUUUGGCGCUGGGAGCAUCUAGAGACAAGAGUUUAUGGAAGCACUUCCGUGCUGUGAGCCUUUGCUUAUUUUUGCUAGUGUUCCCUGCUUAUAUGGCUUAUAUGAUUUGCCAGUUUUUCCACAUGGACUUUUGGCUGCUUAUCAUUAUUUCUAGCAGCAUUCUCACCUCUCUUCAGGUUUUGGGAACACUUUUUAUUUAUGUCUUAUUUAUGGUUGAAGAAUUCAGAAAAGAGCCAGUGGAAAACAUGGAUGAUGUCAUCUACUAUGUGAAUGGCACUUACCGCCUUUUGGAGUUUCUUGUGGCUCUCUGUGUGGUGGCCUAUGGUGUCUCAGAGACCAUCUUUGGAGAAUGGACUGUAAUGGGCUCAAUGAUCAUCUUCAUCCAUUCCUAUUAUAAUGUGUGGCUUCGGGCGCAGCUGGGGUGGAAGAGCUUCCUUCUCCGCAGGGAUGCUGUGAACAAGAUUAAAUCAUUACCCAUUGCUACAAAAGAGCAGCUGGAGAAACACAAUGAUAUUUGUGCCAUCUGUUAUCAGGACAUGAAAUCUGCUGUGAUCACACCUUGCAGUCAUUUCUUCCAUGCAGGCUGUCUAAAGAAGUGGCUGUAUGUCCAGGAGACCUGCCCUCUGUGUCACUGCCAUCUCAAACACUCCUCACAGCUUCCAGGGUUAGGAACUGAGCUGGCUCCACAGCCUCAUGCUGGAGUUGAGCAAAACAUCAUGCUUCAGGAUGGAACUGAACCUCCAAAUCAAGAGCAUCCUCCAGGGACCAGGAUGCAGGAAGGUUCUAAGGACAAUAAUGAGUGCAUUGCCACUAGAUCAGAUAGCCAGGAAGGGACUCGUGAUCCUAAGGAAUAUCCUUUUAGUGCAAAAGAUGAAGCAUGUCCUGUCGAGGUCAGCCUAGAAGAAGAGAAGCAGAAGUAACACUUUGAUACUCUGGAGAAGUUAACUUACUAUGAAAUUUGAGCUCAGAUUUGAGGAAUGAAUGUAUGAGAUGAUGAGGCAGGAAACUUGACAUUCCAAGGAUCUGAUCCAGGAAGUACUCUCAGUGGAGACUGCUUGCUUUCAUCCCCAUGACAUUGUGGGAAAAAUUUUGCAAUGUAUGCUAAUCGAAAUGUAUUUAUAUAUCCUAUGCUGAUAUUUUGUAGAGGUUUGCCAAGAAAAUUCAACCUCAACAACUUCAGAAACUGCCCCUAAUUUGUAAGGGAUAAAUAAAAUCGGAUUUGAGUGUU
Canis lupus familiaris (dog) is the source of this 2468-nucleotide messenger RNA. It is a transcript of the gene RNF145, whose product is annotated as ring finger protein 145. Gene Ontology annotation, cellular component: endoplasmic reticulum; endomembrane system. Bases 148 to 2160 code for a protein of 670 amino acids. Gene Ontology annotation, molecular function: ubiquitin protein ligase activity; zinc ion binding. The record is from RefSeq and is a predicted model, not a curated record. Lineage: Eukaryota; Metazoa; Chordata; Mammalia; Carnivora; Canidae. The transcript is spliced from 11 exons.